Uloborus diversus is the source of this 551-nucleotide messenger RNA. It is a transcript of the gene Gpb5, whose product is annotated as thyrostimulin beta-5 subunit-like. The transcript is spliced from 3 exons. Lineage: Eukaryota; Metazoa; Arthropoda; Arachnida; Araneae; Uloboridae. Gene Ontology annotation, biological process: G protein-coupled receptor signaling pathway. Gene Ontology annotation, molecular function: hormone activity. Gene Ontology annotation, cellular component: cytoplasm; extracellular region. Bases 84 to 551 code for a protein of 155 amino acids. The record is from RefSeq and is a predicted model, not a curated record.
UCCCUCUCCAUCAGUGCGUGUUUUGCUCCGUUUUUCGCUCUUCCUUGUUCGGCGCGAAUCGAAAGAAACAGAACCGGCCCGAGAUGCUGCCCCGGAAGGGUCCCCCCGGGGGCGUCAUACUGUUGUGUUUCGUAGCUUGUGCCUGGGCGUUGUCGGGCACCGAAGAGGUUCUGGAGUGCCUGAGACGCGAGUACACCCUGAGAGCAGUGAAAACCGACCUGAAGGGCAGACAUUGCUGGGAUACCCUCAAGGUUGCGACCUGUUGGGGGAGAUGCGACUCGUUUGAGAUUCCUGAUUGGCGCUUCCCCUACAAGAUUUCAUACCACCCUGUGUGCGUCCACGACCGGAAGGUGCUGCGAAGGGUGAUGCUGCGAAAUUGCGAGAUAGGGGCUGACCGAGAGUUAGCCUUAUACGAAUUCCUGGAGGCAGAAAGCUGCACUUGUAGGCUCUGUAACAGCUCGGACACCUUCUGUGACUGGAGGAGUCACGUGCCCCUAAAGCACACCCCCUACGACUCACCGAGCGCCGUCCGAGACGAUGACCGGGACUAG